Molecule: messenger RNA, 1515 nt
Organism: Suillus fuscotomentosus
Lineage: Eukaryota; Fungi; Basidiomycota; Agaricomycetes; Boletales; Suillaceae
Exons: 4
Coding region: 1-1515 (504 amino acids)
Source: RefSeq, a predicted model, not a curated record
AUGCCACGCACCAAAAUGACGGCUCCGAGAGCUACUGGCGGGCUUGCCCCUCGUAAGGGGUUUCCAGCCAAAAUUUCACUACUAGUGCGGCGGCCUGAGAUGGAGAACCUGCCUCAUGGCAGCCUUCAAGUUGCGAAGGCCGCUACUGGUGGCGCAGUACCACCUCAAGUCCAAGAAAUGGCGCGUUCUUACUCAGUCGCGGUUGUUCAGCCAGAACUAUUCAGAAACGAAUUUUGUAUGCUUUGCCAAGAUGGCGCACGCGACGGACAUUGCAUCUACGAAUGUGAUGAGGAUGGCUGCCCUCGUGGCAUCUGCACUGGCUGCAUAUUAAUCCCGGGUAGCUCCCUGAAAGAGGUAAUGCAGCCCACUGUUGUAUUUCGCUGUAUCCAUUGUCAUACGGCCCGCGAUAAAACAUCGGGGGAGGUCACACCGUACUAUGGAUUCUAUUUGAAUGGCAAACCCAUCCUCCCGUCAUUCUUGCCCAUCGUUGGCCACUUGGAAUUUUCCAAACGUUCCGAAAUAUCCGCAAUCCCCGUCCUAAUAAUUCAUUUCAAAAUUGUCGGCUCUGAAACUACCGCGACCCCCAUCAAUACGGUCCACUCAUACCUUUCGCCGUACUUCUCGAAUGGCGGUCUCCGCCUCGUCGAUGUAGAGUUUGACCUCGGUACUGCGCGAAAAAGGGAUGCAUACUCUGAGAAGUGUGAGACACUCGUGAAACAGGUAAUGGGGGACCGCAGCUACCAGAUUGUGUGUAUUGCGAUCACUAAUCAUACAAACGACGAAAACGGCGACCCCUUUCUCGGAUACGACAAAGAAACCAAAGGCAGCUAUAUCGCCACCACUGUUCCUGACUUCAUCGAUACUCUGCUCGACCCAUGGAGCAAGGUGCUUCAGUCUGCGAAGAACACUACGCUGUUUUUCUUCGGAUGUGGAGCCCUUGUUAAUUACCCCGAAAGUUUUGGUGGUUUGAGUUCGUCUGCUGGCCGUCACAAGCUUACGUCCAUAGUGGCAUUCACCGCCAAGCACUUCCAUCCAUCCAUCACCUGCCACUUCCUGACGACAUUUGCUCAGCUCGUACUUAUCGAGCGUUUUACCCUGCGCGAAGCUUUUCCUAGUAUCCUCGAACAAUCAGGACUGGGGAUGCACACCGAGGUCAUUCUAAUGACCAUGCCAAUGAUCCCGUCUUCGGACAACAACCCAGAGUGCACUCGUUUCUCCUUCGCCCACGCGAAGGCCCGUCCGUGGGGAUGUACACUUCCCAUGCAGUGUGCCCAGUGUGGGUGUCCGACUGUGUGGAAACGAAUCAAGGCCAACGCCUCGGAGAUGUCUGCGACCUUUCAGUGUUCAUUCAAAGGCUGUGGCAAAGGGGCUGACGGCAGACGAUCUUUUCCCGCAUCCACCUACACCUGCAAGGCUCCAAAGGGCUCAAAGUUGCUUCCGGGGAAAAGACGAGAUGUCGCGUGGUUAGAGAUUCCUGUUCAUCCUGCAACUGGCUUGUUGCGGCACGCAGAGUGA